This is a messenger RNA of Trypanosoma rangeli, 1467 nucleotides long. RefSeq lists its product as uncharacterized. Gene Ontology annotation, molecular function: phosphatidylinositol binding. NCBI's taxonomy places the organism in Eukaryota, Euglenozoa, Kinetoplastea, Trypanosomatida, Trypanosomatidae. The record is from RefSeq and is a predicted model, not a curated record. The transcript has a single exon. Gene Ontology annotation, cellular component: endosome. The coding region runs from base 1 to 1467 and encodes 488 amino acids.
AUGGAGUUUCUUGUUGCUGAUGCGGAGCGCAUGUAUACGGAGAACGGCCGGCUGCAGCACCUCUCGCACUGGUCGUACAAGAUCCUGGCGCGAAGUUUUUUGGCGAGCUACCAGAAUUUCCCGCUGCUGCCCUCGAACCACGCCGCGCAAAACUUUACCCGAGGCGCCGGUUACAUCGACUUUUGUACGUGGCACCGCUACUCAGACUUCGAGUGGCUGGCGACGCAGAUGGAGUUGGAGUUCCCCGGUGUGCUGUUCCCGCCGAUCCCACCGAAGGAGACGGACGGGACGAUGGACAAGUUUACGGAACUGCUGUCCAACCCGAAGGAGAACGGCGCCUCCACGGAAAAUCCUCUUGUGAAGAAACGCAUGCGGCAGCUACAGUUAGCCCUCAACGCCAUCUCGUGUCUGCACGAGCUUCAUGAGUCGCCGCUGCUGAAAGCCUUUGCCACGUUUGACGAACUCGCAUGGCGCAUGUUUCGCGAUGAACGACAGAAGCAGUACAAAAAGUCUUUUUUUUCCACCGUGAAAUCGAAAGGACUCAAUCUGAUUUCAAAGCUGCGCUCAAUUGGUGAGCCGAGCGAUCACGAUGACGUGGCGGAGUCUCCCCUUGCCGUCAUCGAAACGCGGCAGAGUGACCUGGCCGAUCUCCUACACACGUGCUUUGCGCAGGUGGAGCACAUCACGAAGUACUGUGUCAGUGAACUCCGUCAGUGGAGUGACGUGAAUGAAUUGCGUAAAUCCAUGCAGGGGUCGCCUUUGCCGUGGACAGCCUGCUACUGCGGCCACCUGGUCCAGCAUGCCCAGCAUCCCGAGAUGGAAGGCGUGGUGCGAAGCGUAAACGACGACAACGCUGUAGUAGAGUGGGACGGCCAAAAUGGAGAGUUGACAACAGUGCGGCUGGAGGAGUUGAAUUAUCCCUCGUCUGGAAUAAGUGAUCCAGCGAUAUUUGCGUUGCAAGAGCUCACAGCUCAAAUAGAGUCUUACUGCAUGUACGUGAGUCGUUCAGCCGGGGUCACCACGUUGACGGAGGUGGAGGACAUGCUGUGGUUUCUCUCCAGCUAUGCGACUCGCUGCGUGCACGUGAUCAAACGCUUCAAGGAAUUGAGUGCCGAGGUGCAGUCUCUCACACGGGCAACGGAGAAAAAACCGAGCGCGGACAAGUUUGAACGGCUUGAACAGGUGAAGCAGAAACUGUCGAAGGGAACAGCACGGUUUACAGAUGAGUACAACGGCUUUUAUCGGGUGCUUUUGCGGAACUCGCUUCUGGAGGUGUCGCGCAAGUUCGGAAAGGUGAUGACGGUGAUAAUGUCUGACGAGGAGUGGGAUAAGCGACUCUCGGUGGCCAACGCGAUGCUAACACCUGCCUUUUCGCUUCCACCGGAGGAUGUGCGGGGGGUGUCCGCAGCGAAUGCGAAGAAAAGUUCCUCUACACCUGGGAAUUUCGUGAAGGUGGUUGGGGGCUAA